CAUCUCAAGUCACCCUUUUUGCUGCCGCCACCUUUUUCCAGGUGUAUGCCGCCCAGCACCUGGAGCCUCUGCUCACGACGAUUCUCUCCCUUUGUGGACCAAGGGCUACAGUCGUGCUGGCUUAUGAAUUUCGUUCGCCCGAGUUGACUGAGAGGCUUCAGGCCAUGUGCAAAGAGCACUUCGAGAUAAAGACCAUCUCCAAGAAGAAGAUGGAUGCCUGUUUCCAGCACCCAAACAUCCAGCUUCUUGUCAUGUCAAGGCGCAGGCUGCAUAACACAGCGUAGGAGGGGAUAUGCAGCGGAUGGAGCUGCACGAUGGUGGCCGUCAAGCCUACCACGCCGAGUAUGACCAACUUCAGAGGAGGCUCAAGAGAAUAGACGAUGAGCAAGACCCGGCUGCAGCCUUGACGGUACUACUCAAGCGGUGUCGCCAGGUGGAGCAUGGCAAGCUUAUUCACGCCCACAUUGCCACCAGUGAGGUCUACAAGCGCGACAAGCUUCUCCUCAACAUGCUCGUGGAGAUGUAUGGCAAGUGCGGCAGUAUAGCGGAGGCUUGCUGUGUCUUCGACUGCAUGUCUGUGAGAAACGUGCACUCGUGGACGAUUAUGCUGGUGGCACUGGCGGAGAAUGGAGAGUGCAAGCAGGCUGUGAGACUGUUCCGGGAGAUGCUCCUGGAAGGUGUCAAGCCCAACGCCUUCACGCUGACCAGCGCCUUGACUGCCUGCGGCCACGCUGGGGAUGCAGACGAGGGCCACAGGAUUGACGGAAUGAUCGCGUGCACCCAGCUCCGGGUGGACGUUGCCGUGUGCAACGCUCUCAUCAGCAUGUAUGGAAAAUGCGGGUGGCUUGACCAAGCCAAGGCUGUCUUUCACUCCAUGCCAUGCAAGAACGACAUCUCGUGGACUGCAAUGAUCGAUGCCUACUGCCAGCGGAGGGAGUGGGCACGAGCACUGGAAUGCUUCCACGGCAUGGAUCUCGAAGGGGUGAGGGCGUGCGAGAUGAGCCUCUUAGCCGCGCUGGAAGCUGUGCGUGGGGUGGAGCGGCUAGAGCAGGGGGAGCACAUCCACGCACGCAUCGUCGAGCAGGGAUGGGGAUCGGAUCCAUUCCUUUGCACGGCACUGGUGGCUUUGUACUCGAGGUGCGGCGCCACAGAGGGAGCGAGAGCAGUGUUUCGAAAGAUGGACAGCCUAGAGGUUGAGUCGUGGAACGCCAUCAUGUCGGCAGCAGGGGGAGGGGAGGCCCUGGAACUGUUUAGUAGAAUGCUGCAGCUGGGCGUCAAGCCGGUGGCUAUAAGUGUGGUGGCAGCGAUGGAGGCGUGUGGCAAAGUGUGUGAUGGUGCCCGCACAAGAAAGCUCGAGGAGGCGAUUGUGUGGGACGCGUUUGACGCUAACCCUGUGGUUACCUCGGCGCUCAUGGAUGCGUAUGCCAAGUGCGGGCGGCUGGACGAUGCUCGGCGGGUGUUCGACACGUACCGCUGCAUGGGCAUGUGCUCUUGCGUGGAUGUGGUGGCAUGGAGCACCUUGAUCGCUGCUUAUGCUGAGAGUGGAGACAGCGAGUACGCGCUGUGGCUGCUGUACACAAUGGAGCUGCAUGGUAUCCAACCCAACGCCGUCACCCUACUCAGCAUUCUCUUCGCUUGCAGCCAUGCUGGGUGGGUGGAGCAUGGAUGCCACUUGUUGGCAUCAAUGUGGAGGGAUCGCGGCUUGUACCCUUCGUCACAGCACUACAGCUGCGUGGUGGACAUGCUUGGACGUGCUGGAUGGUUGCUUGAUGCCGAGCGUCUGGUUUGCUCUAUGCCAAUCCAGCCCGAUUCUGUGGCUCUCACAAGCCUGCUAGGAGCUUACACGCUCCAUGGUGGAUUACGUCUAAGCCCAUACUUUCAGCAGAUCAUGGGUUAUGCGACAUUGCCUCAUAAUACUGACAGUUCACGGAAGGAACGGAUUACAAUCGAAUCUCAGCUUCAUUGAAGGCCGUGCAUCUCAAGAUUGAUCCUCGAGCAGCUCCAGCGGAUCGGGACAUGAAGGAGGAGAGCUCCUCAGCCAUGGCAAGGUAUGAACAAACUAAAUUUUCUUCUGGAAGCUGAAAAGGCUGUUGCUUACAUAGCGUAACCUCUAUUCAUGAAUAAGUGAAGCGUUAGGGAUAGGUGCUUGCUGGCAUUCCAAUCCAAGUAUUCAAGUUCAAUCACUUGUUAUUACAAUUUCCAGAAAGAUUUGAACUCACCAUCUGUAUCCCAAAUCUGCCAUGUGGCAUGUCUGUGGCUAUAAUAGGGGAGGCCAGGUGGUAAAUCCAAAGCUACCCAACUUGUUCAUUGGCCAGACAGACUGUGGAGUGUGUUUGAGUGUGUUUGAAGAGGAGAGGACGACUUAGGACCUUUCAAAUGAGCGAACUGGCUGGGUGGGGGCUCUAAGGUAAGCAAGGUGUAAUUGCCUUUGAAUUGCUACUAUAACAAUUUUUUAUUGAUUA
Molecule: messenger RNA, 2462 nt
Organism: Selaginella moellendorffii
Lineage: Eukaryota; Viridiplantae; Streptophyta; Lycopodiopsida; Selaginellales; Selaginellaceae
Product: pentatricopeptide repeat-containing protein At5g27110
Exons: 3
Coding region: 293-1966 (557 amino acids)
Biological process (GO): RNA modification
Molecular function (GO): RNA binding; protein binding
Source: RefSeq, a predicted model, not a curated record